Molecule: messenger RNA, 3152 nt
Organism: Mangifera indica (mango)
Lineage: Eukaryota; Viridiplantae; Streptophyta; Magnoliopsida; Sapindales; Anacardiaceae
Product: TORTIFOLIA1-like protein 3
Exons: 5
Coding region: 216-2054 (612 amino acids)
Cellular component (GO): microtubule
Molecular function (GO): microtubule binding
Source: RefSeq, a predicted model, not a curated record
GCCCUCGUGAGCCGUAACAUCCUUCCCCUUUAUUUCAUUUUCCUUCAUACUUUUAAAAAGCCCACACACUACACAAUUUACUCAAAACACAACCGUCCUACUUUCACUGACACUCACCACCGCCAAAUGUUACCGGCGGUUCCUGAGAUCCCCGCGGUGCCAACACCUCCUCCUCCGCGAAGCUAUUGAAGAAGCUACAUUCACUGCAAACUGAAAUGGCUCAACCUCUUAAGCUCAAAGUGUACGGUUUACUGACGAAACUCUCGGACCGUGACACGUAUUCACAAGCCGCAACUGAACUGGACUCAAUCGCCUCCACGUUGGACUCGGCUCUGCUACCGACAUUUCUCUCCUGCAUUCUUUCUACUAAUGCUUCCGAUAAACCGGGAGUUAGGAAAGAAUGCAUCCACGUCAUCACCACACUGUCGUCGUCACACAAUCUGUCGCCUUACGUCACCAAGAUCGUCAACAGUCUCACACGCAAUUUCCGUGACAAGAACUCCUCCGUCCAGGCCACGUGCAUAAGCACAGUUUCCUCUCUCUCGUCGCGUGUCAGUGCGUCGGCAUUCGUCACUAUUUUGAAGUUGCUGUCCGACGCGCUUUUCACGGAGCAGGAUGUGAACGCGCAGGUCGGUGCAGCGCUGUGCCUUGCGGCGGCGAUCGAUGCGGCGCCUGAUCCAGACGCGGGGAAGCUGGGGAGGAUGUUGGCGAGAUUGGAGAGGUUGGUGAAGAAUGAAGGGUUCAAGGCCAAGGCGGCAGCUUUGGUGGUGGUUGGGAGUGUGAUCGGGUCUGGUGCUGCGGGAGGGGCGGGGCUGACGGGGCUGGUGAGCUGUUUGCUUGGGGCUUUGAGUAGCGAUGACUGGGCGGCGAGAAAAGCCGCCGCGGAAGCGCUUUGGAGGUUGGCAACGGUAGAGAAGGAUUCGUUGGCAGAGUUUAAGGCCAAUUGCUUGAAAGUUUUUGAAAGUAGGAGAUUUGACAAGGUAAAGGCUGUUAGGGAGGUUAUGAAUCAGAUGAUAGAGGCAUGGAAACAAGUUCCAGAUAUAUUUGAUGAGGUUUCUACGCCACCGGAAUCGCAUUGUUCAUCUAAAGAAAAUGCAACUGAUGGAAGAUAUCUAGCCGGAUCCAAGAAUUUCACAGCCAGACUUGAAUUGAAGAGGAAAUCGAUUCCAGCUGGCAAGUCAACUCCACCAGAUAGUUCAUUUUCGACCACUGCUAGGAAGAGAGGUCCCUUGAAGAAAACAAGUCCAGCAACCUUCCAAAAGCUGGAGAAUAAGAAACCUUCCAACUGGAAAGUUGAGAUAUCUGUUCCUAGCUCUGCUUCUUUGACGGAUGCUCAUGAGGAUGAUGUCAAGGAGAGAGAUGGGAAUGUCUUAGAAAGAAGGAACAACGAGAAUACUAGGCUUCCAAAGUCUGAGACAAAACGUGCCCUUUUUAAUAAGAGUUUUGAUGACAAGACGCACAAAUUUGGAGGGUUGAGAUCUGGAUCUCGAGUAGCUCCAUGUCUUGAGAGCUAUGAAAAUACUUCUGCAAUAAGUAACAAUUGUGUGAAUUUGCAGACAAAUCAUAAAGAUUGUGAAGAUUUAUCUUUGAUCCGCAAUCAACUUGUUCAGAUUGAAAAACAGCAGUCUAAUCUACUAGAUCUCCUUCAGAGAUUCAUUGGUAGCUCACAAAAUGGGAUGCACUCUUUGGAGACACGAGUUCAUGGCCUUGAGCUGGCACUUGAUGAAAUAUCGUAUGACUUGGCUGUAUCAACUGGACGGAUGACCAAAACUGACUCCCAUGGAACCACCUGUUGUCUGCUGCCUGGUGCAGAAUUUUUAAGCUCCAAAUUCAGGAGGAAGACAGAAAGCCGAAGUUCAACCUCAAGAGUUACUAUUUCUGGUGGCGCCUCAUCAUUGAGUGCCAUGUGUCACAGAACUGAUAUUAGCGGCAAUUCUGAAAUGCAUAAGUCGCAGAAUCGUAGGUUGAGGUAUCAGGGUGGUGGUUUCAUUGUGAAUCCAUUAGCAGAAAUUUGCACCGACUCAAGAGGUGUAGCAGAGUUGGCACGUCAGUAACUAGUGGAAUCAGUAGGUGCAAAGUUAGCAGGCCAUGAGGAAAUCAUUAGGCGCCUGAUUGUACGGGUAAUAUCAGAGGCCCAUACUUACUGGGCGCAUGGAUGCAGAUUUUUCUUUUUCUUUUGGCCAAACCACUAUUUCCCACCCAAGGUAUGUUUUUUUUCCAAAUUCCCCUUUGUUAACUUUAAAAAUCCAAUUUACCCAUCUAUGGGCUGUUAAAAUUAACUGAGUCCAUUAGUCAUAUCAUUUUCUCCCUCAAAACCCUAAAAUUAAUAAUUUUCUCCCACCCCAAGUUUUCAAAAACUGUAUUUUUCCCCUAGAGUUUCCAAACCUUCAGAUCCUAUUUUUCUGAUGACGACCAGCGAUCUCCAAGCAUCUAUUCUCCCUCUCCGAUUGCCUCUCCUUUUGGUCGUACAUCUCCUGAUGCCGUGGGGUAUUGUUGUUGACGAAGACACGUCGUCUUCAUCGACGACGACGCCUAAGAGGGGAAGACGUCUCACUGCCAAAAAGAGGAGACGCUGGAGAGGAAGAGACGUCGUCUGGAGAUCGUCGAUUGUUGUCGGAAAAUUCAAUCCGAAAGUUUGAAAACCCUAGGGGGGAAAAUGUUGUUUUUGAAAACUUGAGCUAGAAAAAAAUUGUUAAUUUUUAGGGUUUAAGGGGAAAAAUAAAAUAAAAUUUAAGUUUAUUUUUAAUAUUACAGAUAAAAUAACGAUUUUACUCUUGAAACCAUUUUUUUUAACAGCCUAUGAAUAGGUAAAUUGGAUUUUCAAAGUUAAUAGGGGGACUUGAAAAAAAAGCAUACCUUGGGUGGGAAAUAGUCCUUUGGCCUUUUCUUUUUCAAUUUACUUACCCAUGAAAGUAGCCCCCUUAGCUUAGCACAUUUUUUUCCCCCUUAUUUUGCAAGUAAAUUGAAGACCGAAAGAGGAGACUUCACUUGACACCAAAUAUUUCCACCACCGUAUUAAGUGUGAGAUGUGUAUAGAUUAGGGCAGCCCUUUUUCUCCUCUCCUGAUGAUGGCUACCAAGUCAUUUUCUUUUGUUGUUGCUUGGAUAUUGCUUGAUAUGAAAUGGAGAUUAUGAUCGUGAUUAAUUAUGACA